This is a messenger RNA of Perca flavescens (yellow perch), 4239 nucleotides long. It is a transcript of the gene ccdc30, whose product is annotated as coiled-coil domain containing 30. The transcript has 28 exons. The record is from RefSeq and is a predicted model, not a curated record. Bases 394 to 4143 code for a protein of 1249 amino acids. Lineage: Eukaryota; Metazoa; Chordata; Actinopteri; Perciformes; Percidae.
AUGGAUUUUUUUUUUUUAAAUACGAACACCACCAGCUGGUUGGUUGCAACUUUCCUGAUCGAUUGUCCCCUGCAUCCUUUGAAUGGUACGGGCCGUUGCCUAGGUGCUAGUAGAAGCCAAUUCACCCCGCCACGCCUGGCUUCAGCAGUUAGCUUUCAUGUCGCCUUUACCUUUUGAAAGGGGAACUCGAGGACAGGAGACGUUCUCAUGGAUGAAUUGCAACAACAAUGGGAGUGAUGAAGUUUGAGGAUAUGCUGAUCUUUGCCACAUCAUUGCAAACUGAGUUGUGUUGUAUGGGAUAUCAUGUAGGCCAAAUUGUUGUUUAGGAUCAGUACUUUCACCAUUGAGGAAAAACUUCAUCAUUCACAGAUGCAGCUUCAUCCAACCUAAUGUAUGACCAUGGAUCAUGACGAGGUGCGGACAGAGCUGGACCAGAUUUCUAUGCGACUUCAGGAGGAUGGUUUGCCUCCAGGGGCCAGUGUGGAGGAGCGGCAGCGCCACCUGUGGCAGCAGCUGCUCACCAGGGAGGCAAAUCUUCAGUCAUCCACCCAGGAGCUGCAGACAUUACGUACCCAGCAGGCCAGUGAGAUGAAGGAGGUUGAGAACUAUGUUGCACAUAUUCGUGGGCUGCUGGAAGAGCGUGAGUUACUGACUUCAGACUAUGAGAGAGACAAUGAACACUUGCGACAAGAGCUUCACCAUAUCAGACAACAACAAGAGAGCCAGAGCAAGGAGCUGGCAGAGAUGUUGGCUCACGAGGACCUUGGGGAGAUAGGCUUGAGCAGCCCCAGUGAGCAGGUGGCUUACUUGCUGGUGGAGAGGGCCACACUAGUGGAAAGGCUGGAGGCUGCUGAGAGGAGACUGGAAAGUCAGAGCCUCACUAGCAACUUUAGGGAAGUCCAACACAAGGAGCAUAUUUGCUACACGAUGGGGGAGGAGCUAAGGCAGCAGACAGAGGAUAUGCAAAAAACCAUAGAUAACGUGACAAAGCAGUGUUCAUCCCAGAGUCCAUGGAAGAAGCUGUUUGGGCUGCGCAGGUCUGGUCAGAGCAAACACAAUAUUACCCCUGCCCACAGUGAGCAGAUUUCCCAGGAGCAAAAUGAGCGCCAGCGGCUGGAGCGGGACCUUGAAGAGGCGUCUAGAAGGCUGGCAAUGGCUCAUCAGGACAUCCGCAGACUCACCAAUGAGCUGGAUGCUGCCAAGCACAACAACAUAGACCUAAGUGGAUCUGAGCUUCAGGGAACGGCCCAGGAGGUAGAGAACCUGAGGAAGGAAGUGGAGAAACUGAAACACUGUGAUAUGAUGAAGCUGCAGCGAGCCAAAGAGCAAAAUGACAGACUAGAUGUGGAGAACAGAGCUCUGAGGGAGAGAGUCCGCACUUUAGAGUCUGAGAAGAAAAAUCUCCUGGACCAGUUGGCAAUACAUGAUGCAGACCAAGAUGUUGUAACCAAAGAGGAUCCAAAGGACAAGAGCAUUAGCAGUGAACCACAAAACAAUCUGUCUGGCUCGUCAGAAAAGGAUCACAUUCACAAACGGUGUCAUGAGGUGUUGGAAGACAGGCUUGUACAGAUUAGGGAGUUGCAACGCCAACUCCAGAGGCUGCGCAAGGAACAGGAAGAGCUGGAGGAGAGGAAUGAGGAGCUGGAGGCACUGCUAGGGGAGGCCCAGAACGCCAGCAAGGGGGAGAGGCAUCGCCACGAGGGUGAACUGGAGGGUCUGCACAGGAGGAUCAAAGGCCUGGAGGCAGAGCUAAAGAAGCAGGAUGUCCAAGAAAAAAUGCUGAAGAACGGAGAAGAGGUCAAAGCCACCGAGUCCUACUUACAGCUGCACCUAAGGGACAGCAGCCAGGAGAGGUUGGCUCUGCUAGAGGCUCGUCUGACUGAGGAGAAGGACUGGAGGAAACAGCUGGAGGUAGACCUCAGUGCUGCCCAGGCCGCCCUCAAAAAAGACAAGGAGGCUUUGCAGAUCGGUGAGCGAGAGCUGAAGAAGCUGAGACUUGAGGUCAACAGCCUUCAGACAGAAUGCCAACAAGGAAAAACGCUCAUCAAGAGCCUCACCCAAGUCAAGGGGGAAAAAGCAGUUCUGGAGGAAAAGGUGGCUCAGAUGGAGCGAGCCCAAAGCCGGCUCCAGAGCGAGCUGGAACACCACAAGGACAGUAACCGGACCCAGGAAGUCAAGAGGGAAAACAGGCUUCAGGUUGACCAGCUGCAAGAGCAGGCUGAUCGGCUAACUGCUGAACUUGGCAACCUCCAGACAGCACACAACACUUUGAGGGAGGAGAUGGUUUCUGAGCGGAUGCAGACUGCCAAGCUCCAGGCCAAGCUGAGCUGCAGUGUUCAAGAGAAACUGACAGCUGAGGGAGAAAGAGAGAGACUGGAGCUUGAGAUACAGCGCCUCAAAGAGCAGCUCAAGUGGCAUCAGGAGCAGCUCUCCUCAACAAAGGAAGCACUUAUCGGCAGCCAGAAGCCUGAAUUGCACACAGCUCAUGGAGAAUCUAGGCUUAGUCCAGUGGACUGGACCAAGGAUGAGGGCUUGGAUCAGCGUUUAUGUGUGAAGCAGGAGCUGAAUCAUCUGCAGACAAAGCUGGAGAAGGAGCGGCAGCUGUCUUCUCAGCACCAACUGGCCCUGCAGGCUCAGGUCAACGAAGCCCAGGCACGCAUCAAGUUCCAGGACUCGGUGCUAUGCCAGAAGACAGAGGAGGAUAAACAGAUGAAACAGGACCUGCAGAGGGCCCAGAGCCUGUUCACCUCAGCAGAGAGAGAGCUGCGCUACGAGAAGGAGAAAAACAUGGACCUGAAGAGACACAACACCCUGCUGGACCAGGAAAAACUCAAGCUUGGUGCAGAGCUGAAGCAGGUCCAGACCAAGCUGGUCCAGGUGGAGCAGAGCGUUCACACUCAGGUGGCCGAGUGUGAACGUCAGCAGCAGAAAAUCAGGGAACUGGAGUUGGAACUGGCACGCAACUCCACAAACCGAAGCACCACCACCAGUCUGCAGGAGGACCUGCAGGCCGAGAGGGCGAGGCUCAUUGCUGUUGACAAGAAGGUGUUGGAUCUGCAGCAGCAGCUAAAGACUGCCCAGCACCAGUUGCGCGUGGAGGAAGCCCGGGCUGGCGAGAGCAGCCGCCUAGAGAGAGACAGCCGGGAUCUGUCUGACAGCUUAUCAGCCCUCAGAGCCCAGCAGCAGGAGGAGCACAUCACCAGGAAGCUACUAGAGCAGCGCGAGGAGGAGCUGCAGCAGCAGAUGCGCUCCCUGAGGCUGAAGGAGUCCUCCAUGACAAGGACAAAUUCCGAGCUUUGCCACCGUAUCCAGCAGCUGGACACCCGUCUGGCAAUCCUGGAGGCUGAGCUUAGCAAGGCCCGAGAGGAGGCGAGAGACAGCCAAAAGUCAAGCCACAGACUGCAGGAGGACUUGAUGGCCAGUCAGCAGGAGUGUGACAGACUGCAAGUGGAGCUGCAGCAAGUUCUCCUCCAAAUGGACACACACGUCAGGAAGUACAACGAAAAGCAGAGUCAGCACAAGACCAAGCUGCGUCAGGCCAAGCACGUCUUUAUCAAGGAGACUGCACAGAGGGACCGCAUCAUCCAGAAACUGGAGAACGACCUUGCGCUGGCCACUAGCCUCUCACACAAGGAGAAGGAGAGGAUCCACACAGUGACGGAGGAAAAUGAGAAGCUUUUGGAGGAGAAGAGGGAACUGUUGCGGAAGAUCAGUGAGGCAGAGGAAAUGGGCAGCAAAGGCAUGAGGACCGCCUCCACUGUUCAACACAGGGUCAAUGUCUUAGAAGUGGAAAACAGACAACUUCAGGAUCGAACCAUGAAGCUCUCCAACCAAGUCAGUUCCUUAGAGCGUGCCCUGAGGAACGUCCAGUCAUUCUACAGCCUGGAGAAUGCCAAGAAAGUGCUCCCCUCUGAAAGUCUCUGUGAUGGCUUCCUACAUACAUCUACGCUAAGUUUGACAUCAGGUUCGUGUGACCCACUGGACAUUCUGGACGCAAUCUGCCGUGUAAAGGUGGGCGGCACUCAAGGGUCUGUCUCCACACACCAACCAUCAGAGCAGGGCUACCUGAAUCUCACCUCCCCAUUGGUUCCUCCAGACACUAAAGGCACAGAGGGGAGCUCUAAUAACAGUGAGCAGGUAUGAGAGGUGGUAGGUUUUGGCGGGUAACGUAUUGUGUAGUACUAUAGCAUCCGCCACUUCCACUGGAGACAAAAGUCAGAAUAAAGGAGUGAAAAAAUA